This is a messenger RNA of Centruroides sculpturatus (bark scorpion), 590 nucleotides long. RefSeq lists its product as uncharacterized. NCBI's taxonomy places the organism in Eukaryota, Metazoa, Arthropoda, Arachnida, Scorpiones, Buthidae. The transcript is spliced from 6 exons. The record is from RefSeq and is a predicted model, not a curated record. Bases 89 to 481 code for a protein of 130 amino acids.
UUACCUGAAACUUGUUGCUAUGAAAUAAAGCAAUUUCAGCUCGUUUGAUAACUAUUCACUUUUGAAAGUAAAAAACGAAGUCACUAAAAUGAAAGGAAUGUUCUCAACUUUCAUUUUAUUCUUUGUGUUGAUGAUGGUAUGGAGUGUCCGCGCCGAUACGACCAAUAGACCAUUUUAUAUUGACCAGUACUGCAGUGUAAAUGAUCUUGACUGUUUUGGUAAAUGUUUUAAUAAUCCCGAUAGUUCACAGAAUCUGAAUAUCUUUUACAAUUGCCUUCGGGAUCAAACCUCUAUAACAGGAUCAAAAGGAAUAAAACAGUUUCUCUGUCAAACUGCCACAGAUGAGCAGUUAAUAGAAUUUGAUGAAUGUGUACACCACGACAAUCCUCAAUCAGCUAUUUUUUUUCUACAAGUUCAGUGUUGCAUUCAAACUUGUUUCCCACGUCUCGUUGUUUAUGAUAUUUGUCGUUUUGUAAGUUAACAUUUUGGAUUUUUGUUAACUGCUUUUUCAGCGAAAUUUUACGUAUUUUAACGAAAAAUGUAUUAAAUUCUUCUUUAAAUUUAAAUGUAAUUCAAAUAUUUAAAAGAAA